AGCUUAUAACUUGAACCCUCGUUGUAACCAUGCCUCCUCCUCCGGCUGGCCCCUCCAAGGCCACGGCAGCUAAGGGAAUCCUCAUGGAGAGAGUUCCCAUUGUUAGUGCAAUCCAUAUGUUAUGUAAAGACUUUGGAUGGAAACUCAUCACAAUGCUGCACUUCACUAAUCACUGGGCCAAGGGUUACAGCUACCUCAUGCUGUAUUCCAGUGUUCCGUUCUAUUUUCGGUCCAUGAACGUGAGUGGCCCAGAUAUUGACCGAUAUACCUCAGUGGUUUUCAUGCCUUGGGCGAUGAAGCCCUGGCUCGGUGUGAUCUCCGACUCUCUCCCCAUGUUUGGCUACCACAAGCUCCCGUAUAUGAUGAUCUUAAGCAUCCUUGGUCUAGCCGGUACCAUCCUGGCAGUGUCUCUAGACCUGGUCGAGAGCAAUGCGCCGAUUGGGACGGUUGGGCUUUUCAUGGCGAACCUUCAGCUGAUGGGGUACGACCUGCUUGCUGAGGCGGUAUACUCUCGCCGUUUAGCCGGUGUUCCCGAAUCGGGACCGGCUCUAGUGAGCUACGUGUGGACCGGGAAUCAACUACUGGGUCUCGUCGCGGUGCUGCUCGUCGGCUUCAUUGUUGAGCACGCUGAUGGAGUUUGGAGCCUUGGUGGUGCACAGUGGGCAAUUCUGACUACAAUCUUCGCAUCUUCUACUGUUAUCAUACCCGCGGGGCUAAACUUCUUCGAGGAGAAGCGGUUGACCAAAGAAGAGUCCAGAGCUCAUCGUAAGCAUUUGUGGGGCAAGCAAACGACUGUUGCCGUUCUUUCGGUUGUGGUUGGAGUGACGGCCGUGGUUUAUUCUAUCAUUAACUUGGUCGCUACCUCUAAUACGGUCGCUUUCGUGACCGCCAUCUCGUCCACGAUUUUCCUCACUGGUUUCGCAUUCAUUGUGAUGAGGCCAGUGAUCGGAAAGCUGAUGUUGUUCAAUGCGAUAUCGCAAAUUACCAUUAUCGCGGUUGGGGGUCCCGCGAUCUACUUCUACACCAACGACGCUACCAUGUAUCCCGCUGGACCGCAUUUCUCCGACGUUUUCUAUGGCUCAGUACUGGGGACCGUUGGACAGCUCUGCUCAGUGCUCGCCCUCCUUGCUUUCGGCAAGUUCAUGAAGAGUUGGAAGUAUAGGACAGUGUACUUCUCGAUGACGGCAAUGUUGGUGAUCAUGCAGCUAGGCGACCCUAUUAUUUUCUCUCGACUAAAUGUCCGUAUCGGAAUCCCCGAUCAGGUCUUCGCUAUAGGCAGCACAGCCUUAGUGGCCGCAGUGUCUAUGAUACAGUUCAUGCCAGGGUUCCUCAUCCUGUCUCAUUUAUGCCCUAAGAAUAUGGAAGCUACUAUGUUCGCCUUAUUGGCAUCGUUAUCGAACUAUGCCCAGAAUGUUACACGCCCUAUUGCAGGCUUCAUCAGUCAAUCUUUGGGAGUUGUCCCACGAGGCCUACCUGGUGUUGACGAAUCGGAGCAGUUUGACAACCUCUGGAUUGUGUCAUUGAUACUGAUAGGCUUAAGUGCCACGUCGCUCUUCUUUCUCUGGUUGAUACCUAAUGCCAGGAUGAACGAGCGUAUCAUGGCCGACGGUGAUGAUACCUCGGCUACUUCUGGUUCACUAUUCGAGAGGUGGAUGCGAAGCAGACGCGGUUCCACAGGGGAAGUAGAGGUCAAAUCUGAGGCUCCUAAGCUCACUAUUGAGGAAGAGAGUAAUCCUAUCACUUAAGCUUGAUCAGACUUCGUCGCGUAGAAGAUAUAUCACUGUCUCGUGUCUAGAGAGCUUGUGUCGAAUCAUUAUUCUUUGUUGUGACAUUUCAUGGGGCGUGAUGGCGCUAAUGGAUUGUAGGGCUUACAGUCGCCGAUCUAUACGACGAGUGAUUUCUACUAGGCCGGUGUACAAUCCAUUAUUAGUCGCCGAGAGUCGUUGCCCCUUACAAUGGCAGUCUUAACGUCGUAAUAUUAUCGAUUAUCGAUCAUCCGCUUUCGAUUCAUCUCGCGAUAUUCAAUCGCAGUCUUGGGAAGUCUAAACUGCUUAGCAGGAAGCAAUUCUG
Perkinsus marinus ATCC 50983 is the source of this 2070-nucleotide messenger RNA. RefSeq lists its product as hypothetical. The transcript has a single exon. NCBI's taxonomy places the organism in Eukaryota, Perkinsozoa, Perkinsida, Perkinsidae. Bases 30 to 1745 code for a protein of 571 amino acids. The record is from RefSeq and is a predicted model, not a curated record.